Lynx canadensis (Canada lynx) is the source of this 2817-nucleotide messenger RNA. It is a transcript of the gene WDR77, whose product is annotated as WD repeat domain 77. Gene Ontology annotation, molecular function: protein binding. The record is from RefSeq and is a predicted model, not a curated record. Gene Ontology annotation, cellular component: methylosome. Lineage: Eukaryota; Metazoa; Chordata; Mammalia; Carnivora; Felidae. Gene Ontology annotation, biological process: oocyte axis specification.
UCGCGAUAAGAGGCACGGAACGCGGAGACCCUUUUGCCAGAGCGCAGCCGGCUGCGGAAGGGAACCGUACAAGCAAUUCUCGCGAGAGGUAGUGUGACCGUAGCUUGUGGAGAGGGGCGGAGGCCCAGAGGGGCACCACGUGGGGACUGCCGGAGCUGUCUCGGGCGGGCGUUCAGUUUGGGUCUAGGUUGGAGUUGGAACCGUGGAGAUGCGAAAGGAAACGCCGCCCCCACUAGUGCCCUCGGCGGCCCGCGAGUGGAACCUUCCCCCUAAUGCGCCCGCUUGUAUGGAACGACAGUUGGAGGCUGCGCGGUAUCGUUCUGAUGGGGCGCUCCUGCUCGGGGCCUCCAGCCUGAGUGGCCGCUGCUGGGCUGGCUCCCUCUGGUUGUUCAAGGACCCUUGUGCCGCCCCCAACGAAGGCUUCUGUUCCGCUGGAGUACAGACGGAGGCCGGAGUGGCUGACCUCACUUGGGUUGGGGACAGAGGUAUCCUAGUGGCUUCCGAUUCAGGUGCUGUUGAAUUGUGGGAGCUGGAUGAGAAUGAGACACUCAUUGUCAGCAAGUUCUGCAAGUAUGAGCAUGAUGACAUCGUGUCUACAGUCAGUGUCCUCAGCUCUGGCACACAAGCUGUCAGUGGUAGCAAAGACUUCUGUAUCAAGGUUUGGGACCUUGCCCAGCAGAUGGUAGUGAAUUCAUACCGGGCUCACUCCGGGCAGGUCACCUGUGUCGCCGCCUCUCCCCACAAGGAUUCCGUGUUCCUUUCAUGCAGUGAGGACAACAGAAUUUUACUCUGGGAUACCCGCUGUCCCAAGCCAGCAUCACAGAUGGGCUGCACUGCCUCUGGCUACCUACCUACCUCCUUGGCUUGGCAUCCUCAGCAGAGUGAAGUCUUUGUCUUUGGUGAUGAGAGUGGGACCAUCUCCCGUGACACCAAGAGUGCAAGGUGUGCCCUCAGCUCAGCUGUGCACUCCCAGUGUGUCACUGGACUGGUGUUCUCCCCACACAGCUCUCCCUUCCUGGCCUCUGUCAGUGAGGACUGCUCACUUGCUGUGCUGGACUCGGGCCUUUCCGAGGUGUUUAGAAGCCGAGCCCACAGAGACUUUGUGAGAGAUGCUACGUGGUCCCCGCUCAAUCACUCCCUCCUUACCACAGUGGGCUGGGACCAUCAGGACCACCACAUCGUGCCCACGGAGCCUCUCCCAGCCCUUGGACCUAAGAGUGUUGCUGAGUAGAUAAGACAAAAAACAAAUCCCCCAUGAGUAACCACUCCCUUGCCCUGCCCUCUCAGUCUGUGAGACCACACAGGAGCCUUAUACACUAUGUUGAUACACUAGAUCUGGGCAGUUAAUAGGCAUUGUCUCUCAGCCCAAGGAAGGCUGGAUUCUGGGAUCCUGUAGUCCUAGGGAAGAAAAACUUUCCUAAAUUGGAUAUGUAUGUGUGUCUGAGUGUGUGUGUAGGAUGCAUAGUUUUUGGUGGUGGGGGGGAAUUAAAAUCCAUCUUAUGUCUUUCCCAAGUCCUUCCCCACCAAAAAAAAAAACAAAAACCAAAAAACCCCCAAAAAGUUCACAAAAGGGUUUUAUGCUUCCUAUGUAGCUGUGCAUGAGGAAUUGGCCGUGGCUAGAUGGAAUGUGGAUGUGGGCAUCCCUGGAUUCUUGGAAGCAGCUUAUAUACUACUCCUGGAGAUAGAAGCAAUUUAUUUUUUAUAAAACUUAAUCUACCUUUCUCAUGGGCAAUGCUUCCAUCCACAAAACUCUUGCCCGACUCACCUUGAGGAAGAGCCAGAACACUCAUCAUAGUUUUGCACAUCUCCUUGCCAUGAAACUGACUCAAAAAUACAUUUUUUGGCUGGUGCCUGUGUAAUGCUCCCCACCCCUCGUGGAGUUGUGUGUAUGGAAAGAUGAGUGUUUCCUGUCGUAGAUUCCAUGGAAAAAGUUUGGGGGGUGGUUACAGAGCUUAAAGGCAUUUCGAUUAAGUGAAAAACUGACCCAGGCUUGCAGAGAAACGUGCCACAUCUCCCACCCCCAAACAGCUUGGGGUCUGACCUCUCCUGGCCUCUGGAUCCCUUUCUCUGGAUAUAGGAAGUCUGAAUGCUGUUUUUGUGGACUCUGAAGAUUUUAAAUGCAGCAUCAGAGAAUCAGAAAUACUGGUUGGUGAAAUAAAAAGUUUAGGCUUUGCUGGCCUGUCUUUUGAAGCGUGUGUUAUGUGCAGUUGGACACAUCUCACUUACGUGAGGCAUCAGGGUGUCGUCUUCUAGCCCGUUGUCUGUGUACUUCCCCAGCCCUAGAGCAGCUAGUUGGAACUUAAAGGAUGGGCUGGCUACCACCAUAAAUCAUGGUCAAUUACGGAUUAUGAAACUCAAUACAAUCAAUUAUGUACUUUAGUGCUUUGCAAGUUUAGCUCAGCUAAAAUCACAUGAAACUGAGGUAGUUUGAAGGAAUAUGGACGAAAUAUAAAUAAAGCUUCCAUGCUGCACCCUUGCCAAUGCAUGAGCUCUUGUCACAAUAACCCCAAGUAAAACUGGAAUUUGUAGUCCUGUGCUGUACUGGGUUUGGGGUAGGUGGGAAGAAACCCUUCACCGUUCUUAACUACAGCUUCUGGAAGGUAAUAGGGUGGGUGGGUAGAAACAUUUUAAGUUCUUCUCAGAGGUAAACUUCACAAAGUUGUGAUGGCCUAGAGAAAGGAGGGGUGAGGUGGGUAGGAACUAAAUUUGCCUAGUCCUUUUGCUGGUGAACUCAGCCAUGGUGGAGAGGAAAGCAGUGGAGCUGAGAACCCAGGAAAUGUCCACCUGUAUCAGGGUGUUAAAAUGACAGGAAAGAAA